This is a messenger RNA of Cyanistes caeruleus (blue tit), 1503 nucleotides long. It is a transcript of the gene CTSO, whose product is annotated as cathepsin O. Lineage: Eukaryota; Metazoa; Chordata; Aves; Passeriformes; Paridae. Gene Ontology annotation, molecular function: cysteine-type peptidase activity. Gene Ontology annotation, biological process: proteolysis. The record is from RefSeq and is a predicted model, not a curated record.
UGCCUGCCGCGGCCGGGCAGUGCGGCCCUCCCGGCGCCCACAGACACCCGGCCGCGGGAGCGGGGCGGCGGCGGCCGGGAGCAAGAAGAAGCGGCGGCUGUGCGGGAAAGCGCUAAAAGAAUUAGAUUAUUGAAUUCAUUAUCAAAAGAUAAUAUGACUGCUGUCUAUGGAAUAAAUCAGUUUUCUCACCUGUUUCCUGAAGAGUUCAAAGCUAUUUACUUGAGAAGCAUACCUCACAAACUCCCAAGAUACAGAAAAGUGCCAAAGGGGAAGGAAAAACCCCUGCCAAAGAAGUUUGACUGGAGGGACAAGAAAGUCAUUGCAGAAGUGAGAAAUCAGGAAACAUGUGGAGGCUGCUGGGCUUUCAGCGUUGUAGGUGGCAUAGAGUCUGCCUAUGCAAUUAAAAGAAACAUCCUGGAAGAGCUCAGUGUGCAGCAAGUUAUUGACUGCUCAUACAACAACUACGGCUGCAACGGGGGAUCCAUCGUUAGCGCUUUGAGCUGGCUGAACCAGACAAAAGUAAAACUCGUGAGAGAUUCAGAAUACACUUUUAAAGCUCAGACAGGACUGUGCCAUUAUUUUGAGCGCUCAGAUUUUGGAGUUUCAAUAACAGGAUUUGCUGCAUAUGACUUCAGUGGUCAAGAAGAGGAAAUGAUGAGGAUGCUUGUCAGUUGGGGCCCUUUGGCAGUGACAGUUGAUGCCGUGAGCUGGCAGGAUUAUCUCGGUGGAAUCAUACAAUAUCACUGCUCCAGUGGAAGAGCAAACCAUGCUGUUCUUAUCACUGGUUUUGACAGAACAGGUAGCAUCCCUUACUGGAUUGUACAGAACUCUUGGGGACCGACAUGGGGAAUAGAUGGCUACGUUCGUGUAAAGAUAGGCAGCAAUGUCUGUGGUAUAGCAGAUACAGUUUCAGCAGUAUUUGUUUGACAUUUCUCUGGGCCUCUACAACUGGUCAAAGACCACAAGUAUCUUGAGGACAGACACUGUACAUGAAGAUGAAAUUCAAGACACCAAUUUCAAAUAUAAGAAAUGGCUGUAAGGGCAAUUCCUGCAACUCCUGGCUGAAGUUUUUUAAAAUGGUUUUAUUUGGAAUUUGUGUUGAAUGCCAAAUUUCUCAUGGAGCAAGAAGACUCAACUGCAGAGUCCACAAAUAGAAGUUACAAAGAUGGACUGAAACUAUGUAAGCUUUAUCCAGGUAUUGAAUACUACUCCACAGAAAAAUCUUAAAAGGAAAGAAAUUAUGACAAAUUAGAAGAAAUUUGGAUCAAAAAAUCAAUAGUAUAAGAGUAUAUUUGAAAUUAUUUGAAUAUAAGAAUCAUGAGUAACAGUUUAGAAAGAAUUACAGAAUAUAUCCAAUAGAGUGAGUGUUAAAUUUUCCUCCUUAAUUGAGUUCAGAGGUGGGACUUGCUGGUAAUAAAAAGGGGUUCCAGCUUUGCUGAGCUGUGAAACUGCAGCUGUGGCCCAAUGUUACUAUAACUCACAAUAAAACAUGAAAUUCUAAAA